AUGCUUCAGGUCAGGCAACAACAGGCCAGGAUUGUGCGCACCGUCAGGAUGGCAUUUGCUGGGACAAAUGUUAGUUUGUCCCAGCCGGAUAUAAUGCAAAAACUGACGGAGCGCAUAGACGACCUGAAGCAGAGAAUCGCUGCUUGGGGAAAGCGGAUUCGGCGAUAUACCGAGAGGUCGACACGGUUUAACCAGAAUCGUCUCUUCCAGAGUGAUCAGAAGAGGCUCUAUAAAUUGUUGGAGCGACCAAUGGUAAGUGGAACGGGCCCAGCACCGAAUCAGGCCGACACUGUAGCAUUCUGGCGCGGCAUGUGGCCAGAGCCCAUAAACCACAGCGAGGGCCCUUGGACGGAAGUUGUGGCAAGUCAGUGUGCGAGUAUAACGCCCAUGAACCCCGUCAUUAUAACGCCGGAUGACGUAGCUGAGGCGGUCCGUGGGGCCCCGAACUGGAAAAGUCCGGGACUAGACGGGCUGCAUCACUACUGGCUGAAGGGGUUUGUUUUGUGUCCCACUGUGCUCGCCCGACAGUUCCAAGAGGCUCUCAACCAGAAGUCGCUCCCGAGCCUCUCCACUACUGGGAUCACUGUUUGGUUCCUAAAGACCAGGUUACCACAGACCCGAGCAAAUACCGCCCCAUCACGUGUCUGCCGACCAUAUACAAGACACUAA
Messenger RNA from Parnassius apollo (apollo), 669 nucleotides. The record is from the annotation of a GenBank genome assembly. Lineage: Eukaryota; Metazoa; Arthropoda; Insecta; Lepidoptera; Papilionidae.